This is a messenger RNA of Tetrapisispora phaffii CBS 4417, 3564 nucleotides long. It is a transcript of the gene AVO1, whose product is annotated as Avo1p. Gene Ontology annotation, biological process: TORC2 signaling. The transcript has a single exon. The coding region runs from base 1 to 3564 and encodes 1187 amino acids. Gene Ontology annotation, molecular function: phosphatidylinositol-4,5-bisphosphate binding. NCBI's taxonomy places the organism in Eukaryota, Fungi, Ascomycota, Saccharomycetes, Saccharomycetales, Saccharomycetaceae. Gene Ontology annotation, cellular component: TORC2 complex; cytoplasm; plasma membrane. The record is from RefSeq and is a predicted model, not a curated record.
AUGGAUACUAUUUCAUCUAUAAACAAGUUAAGAUCGCAAUUCCUUCAGAUCGCUUCCGAAAAGGAUCAGUUUAGAAGGAUUAUAAAACCAUAUACAACAGAUGCUGAAGCUGAUUUUAAUGACCUGGAUCCAAAAAUCAAGGAAAUGUACACAUCUCUUAAUGGCAAUAAUGUACUUGUCAAUUUAUCAUCACCUCCGAUCUCAAAAGCAUUCAUCGACAGCUAUCAGUCAGUGAGUUAUCGAAGAGUUAGAACAAGAAGUAACACAAAAUUGAAGGAUAAAACACGAGAAUAUGUAGAUGGUAUUAUAAAUGAGGAAAGUAAUAGCAACCCAGAUAAUAAUAUGGCUGGCAUAAGUAACAUAGGCAACGAAACUAUCAGUAAUAAUAAAAAUUUUACAAUUCUAUCCCAUUCAACAACGGAAGAUGGGAAUGUUAAAUCGAGUAAUGAUGGUACAAUAAACAAUCUAUCACCUAUUUAUAAUAACACUUCAACUUCUGUUAGAACUUUAAAAUCUGAUCUUACAUCUUUGAAUGAAGAAGCUACAACGAAAAUUGCAAGAAAAUCUACAUUGCGUUUAGCUAGGCUUUUUAUAGGUAAGAAAGAUGGUAGUGAAACAAGUCAAAACGAUAUUAUGAACACAGAAAAUUUAAACCAGACAACUGGUACAGAAUCAAGGCAUAGUGAUAAACCUAGAAAAGGCAGUACCAGCCAUAAUCUACAUCAAUAUAAAUCUAGUAUUUUCGAUAUGAAUUUUGACUAUGAUGAGAACCAAGAUGAGGAGGAUGAAGAAGAUGACGAUGAUGAUGAUGAUGGAAUAACAGAUAGUGUUGCACAUGCUAAAUUUUUCAGAAUGAAUAACCCUUCAUAUAACAAAAUUGAUGAUGAAUUGAAACAAGGAUAUGAUAGUAAUGGCAGCAUCAGUACAGUUCCUACUGAUGGAAAUUUGGGUCAUAAUAAUCCUAUAAUAUCUACUACAAAUCAUAUUUCUAAAAGAAUUUCUCAUUUUCCACAAAAUGUUAUGACGAGAGGUAAUAACUCUUCUGAUGUUAAAAGUAAUUCUUCAAAGUUAGAUAAAAAUAACACUUCGAAAACUGCUAAAAAAGGAGAUGAGACUGGUUUCGUCGAAGGCAGUAGCAUAACUGACGAUAGUUCUAUUCCUAUUCUUAAAAAUUCUGAUCUAGAUGAUGAUAAUGAUUUAUCUGAUAUUGAUUCUUAUUUAAAUGAACAAGAUUUAGCAAAUAUUGCUAUGGGCAAUACAGAUGACCAAUCAUUAAUUUCAAGAAAUUCGUAUAAGUACAAUUCUGAAGUAGACAUAACCAAGUCAGAUAGCAAUAUUGACCGACCAAAAAAUGUGCCUGAUGACACUUAUCUUACUAAGAGUGAACUUCCAGACGAUGACCAAUCGUCGUAUGGUAAAUCUUUACUAUUUUCUGAUUAUAGUACAGAUGCAUUUGGAGAUAAUAGAGAAGCUAUGACAAACAUUAAUUCAUUUAGGAGUUCCAAUAUGGUGCCAAACAUUAGAAGUUUAUCAUAUGACGAUUAUAGAUUACUUCAUGCUCCUGAUGAUUCCGCUCUUGAUUUUUCUCUGGGUAGGGCAAUUUCAAAUAUGUCAGAUAUUAAAUUACACUAUUCUAAUGAUAUACGUGAUGGAGAUGUUGUCAGGGAUUUUGGUUCUAAAAGUGUUUCCAGUAGACAUUCGUCGAUUACUUCAAUGCUCUCAAAGCAGCCUAGCAAUGUGGGUAUUGGGAAAUCUGAGAAUAAAAUUUAUAGCAGACCUUUUAGAAAAGUGUUCAAAGAUGUUGAUAUAACUGAAAGAAGAAUUAAAAGGGAUGCAAGCGAUAUCACUGCUUCCACACUCUCUAAAAGUUCUCUUACUAGUAGGCGUGGUUCUGUUAUAAAUAAUAUAUUGAGUUUUGAGAAAGACACUAAUUUUCAUCCACAAACACCAAGGGACUCAGCAUUGUCUCAAAUAUUUAAGAAAAAACAGGAAAAAACUAAAGAUUUUUUGGAAUCAUUGAAAUAUUUUUCUUUCGUAUGUGGGAAAGGGCUACCUAGUAGUGAAAAUUUUAAACUUAAAAUAUAUAUUCAAACUUCUCAACAAUAUAAAAGGAGCCCCUUUGAGGUGUUUGUUAAGACAACUGCUACUGUAUUCGAGGUUAUUGGAUUUAUAUUAUAUCUCUAUUCCACUGAAUUAAAACCUAAAGUGUUUCCAGAGGAGAAACUACCUCUAACCUUUAUACAGGAUCCUAAUAACUUUUCUCUUCAUAUAGUUGAUGAGGACGGUGAUCCUCUGGAAGAUAACUUUGGUAAAUUAUCAAGAACAAAAAUAAUAAAUACGAUUUCAGAUAAUGAAGUUGUUUUGUGCCCAUGUGAUGAAAAUGAAAAGGCAGCAAAUGAAUUUGAAACUCCUCUACCAUAUAACUUAGAAAAUAAGUCAUCUAUUAGUUCUUUGAAUGAGGCAAGUAUAGUUUCGACAAAGACGCAUUCGAAUGAAAACACGAUAAAUCAAUUAAGUUAUUAUACCCCCAUUGUUGGAAAUAGUUCUAAUUUAAAAGAAUCUGAUUCAUCAAACAAAUUGAAUAUUAAAGUAUAUUUAUAUCCAAAUAUAAAUCCUAAAUUUAAUUUUACAAUAAUUGUAGUUUCCGUUACGUCAAACAUCAAUGAUAUACUGGUUAAAUAUUGCAGAAUGAAAAACAUGGAUCCGAACUUAUAUAUGCUAAAAAUUCCGUCAAAGAAUUUGAUUCUUGAUCUUAAUGAUACUGUGUUAAGACUUGAUGGUAACCAUGCAGUUGAAAUUAUUUCAAAACGUGAGGCCCGUGAGCUACGCCUAGAGAAAAUAAAACCAAAUAUGAAAAAACCAGUAUUGCCAACUAUACAAAGUAACGAUUUAACACCACUAACAUUGGAUCAACAAAAUGCUUACUUAAAACCAGAUUCGCCAGUCGAAAAGGUUGGUGAAAAAAGUACAGUUUUAUCUAAAAAGUCUCAUAAAUUUAAGAAGUCUUCUAAAUAUAAAUUGAGUUUAUCUAAGCAAAAUGGAGAUUCUAAUCUACUGUCGCGCUCUGGAAGCUUUACAGGCGGUAAGAAUUUCUUUAAGUCUUCAAAUUCCUCAAAAUCAUCACUCCAUGGGUCUCUUCCAUACUUCCAAGGUGGAAAAUCAGGGCCUGAUCUUGAUGACUAUGCUGGAGAAGCUGAGGGACAUUAUCAAGACUUAGUGUCUGGUGCAUAUCAUAAAUAUAGAGUAUGGAGAAGACAACAAAUGUCACUAAUAACCAAACAUGAAAGAACAUUAGCUCUUGAUGGUGAUUUUAUUUAUAUUAUCCCACCAGAUAGACACACACACUGGCAUGAAAAUAUCAAGACAAAGUCAAUUCAUAUUAGUCAAGUGAUAGCCGUUAAAAGAUCAAACAGGAUACCAGAAUAUUUUAAAAUUUAUGCACAGAGAGGAAAUGAAGACAUAAAAAGAUAUUAUUUUGAGGCUGUAUCUGAUGAAGAAUGUAAUGAAAUUGUUUCAAGAAUUCAAAAUCUAAUGGGUGCAUACCGUAUGAAUCACAAAAAAUAA